CCCAGCCAGCCGUCUCGCGCAAAGCCUGACGCGCACGCGCAUGGAGGGGCGCGCGAGCCCCCUGAACGACGCCCGCGCACGCCGCGGGGCUGCUGUGCUGUGCCGCGGCCCCGUGGAGCCGCUCGUCUUCCUCGCCAACUUCGCUUUGGUCCUGCAGGGCCCGCUCACCACGCAAUACUUGUGGCACCGCUUCAGUGCCGACCUCGGCUACAAUGGUACCCGCGACAGGGGCAGCUGCAGCAACCACAGCGCGGACCCCAUCAUGAAGGAAGUGGAGACCCUUACCUCCCACUGGACCCUCUACAUGAACAUGGGCGGCUUCCUGGUGGGGCUCUUCUCAUCCACCCUGCUGGGCGCCUGGAGUGACUGCGUGGGCCGCCGCCCACUGCUGGUGCUGGCCUCCCUGGGCCUGUUGCUGCAGGCGCUGGUGUCCAUCUUCGUGGUGCAGCUGCAGCUCCACGUCGGCUACUUCGUGCUGGGCCGCAUCCUUUGCGCUCUCCUUGGGGACUUCAGUGGCCUUCUGGCUGCAAGCUUUGCCUCCGUGGCAGAUGUCAGCUCCAACCGCAGCCGCACCAUUCGAAUGGCCCUGCUGGAAGCCUGCAUCGGGGUGGCAGGGAUGCUGGCCAGCCUUCUUGGGGGCCUCUGGCUCCGGGCCCAGGGUUAUGCCAACCCCUUCUGGCUGGCCUUGGCCUUGUUGAUAGCCAUGGCUCUCUACGCAGCCUUCUGCUUUGGUGAGACGGUGAAGGAGCCAACGCCUGCCCGGCUCUUCACCCUCCGUCACCACCGAUCCAUUGUCCAGCUGUACGUGAAUCCGGCCCCAGAGAAGUCCAGGAAGCAUUUAGCCCUGUAUUCAUUGGCCAUCUUCAUGGUAGUCACUGUGCACUUUGGGGCCCAGGACAUCCUGACCCUCUACGAGCUGAGCAAACCCCUCUGCUGGGACUCCAAGCUGAUCGGCUAUGGUUCUGCCGCUCAGCACCUCCCCUACCUCACCAGCCUGCUGGGCCUGCGGCUUCUGCAGCACUGCCUGGCUGACACCUGGGUGGCCGAGAUUGGCCUGGCCUUCAACAUUCUGGGGAUGGUGGUUUUUGCGUUCGCUACCAUCACUCCCCUCAUGUUUACAGGGUAUGGGCUCCUGUUCCUGUCAUUAGUCACCACACCCAUCAUCCGGGCCAAGCUCUCCAGGCUGGUGGGCGAGUCAGAGCAGGGUGCUCUCUUUUCUGCUGUGGCCUGCGUCAAUAGCUUGGCCAUGCUGAUGGCUUCUGGCAUCUUCAACUCACUCUACCCAGCCACCCUGAACUUCAUGAAGGGGUUCCCCUUCCUCCUGGGAGCUGGCCUCCUCUUCAUCCCGGCCAUUCUGAUUGGGGUGCUGGAAAAGGCUAAUCCUCGCCCUGAAUUCCAGCAGUUUCCUCAGAGCCCCUGAUCUGCCUGGACCGGAGGACAGAGGGCAAAGGGAGCAAAGCAAACACCAAGCAACUGAAAGUGUGUAUCUCGAUCCCAGCCCGCAGCGACCCUGGCGCCUCCCCUCCGAGGGCACGUGUCUACCUUGGACAGAGCAGUCCAGCUAGACGGCUGUGCUAGCCUAGGACUCUAAUCUAGAAUUGUACCCAGAAAGUCCUACUCCAGGAGGCAGUGGGGGGGGCCGUUUGGAACAGGGGUCGGUGUACCCUUUCUACCAUCGGUCACAGAGAACCCUCCAGGGGAGCAGAGAGGUCCCGAUGGAGGGGCACCUCAGGGACCAGCUGAAGCACGAGGGCUGGCAUCUCUGCUUCAACCCAAACUGUACAGCUCACUGGGCCAUUUCUGGUGUGCAGCCACCAGCGGCUCCUCAGCAAUGGAUGUGGUUCUGAGGGGAAGGCUGUGGGAGCGGCUGGGUGCCCUCUGGAGGGAGAGUGCUGGGAAUCGAUCCUCUGAGCUUAGCAGUGCCAUCACAAUAAAUCCAUAUAAAUCACACUGAA
Molecule: messenger RNA, 1955 nt
Organism: Leptonychotes weddellii (Weddell seal)
Lineage: Eukaryota; Metazoa; Chordata; Mammalia; Carnivora; Phocidae
Gene: SLC46A1
Product: solute carrier family 46 member 1
Biological process (GO): transmembrane transport
Cellular component (GO): plasma membrane
Molecular function (GO): transmembrane transporter activity
Source: RefSeq, a predicted model, not a curated record